UGUGUGUGGUGAACCGGGACACCAGUUAUGUUGGAGGCACUGGAUCUUCCUACUCUUGUAGUGUUUAUUCUGGCAUUUGUCAUAAUAUACAAUGUGAUGACUCGUCGUAAGAAUCAGCCCCCUUCACCUCGCGGGCUGCCCUUUGUGGGCGACAUCCUCCUGCUGAAAGCAAACCGAGGCAAGCUACCCGAGGUGUUCAUGCAGCAGGCUCAACAGCUGGGCGACAUCUUCACCCUGACGUUCGGCAAGCUGCACAUCGUGGUCGUCAAUGGAUACACUAGGAUUCACGAGGUGCUCAUGAAGCGAGCAGAUGUCUUCAGCGACAGACCAAGCUUCCUGCUUAUCUCCAAGAAAAUAGGAACGGGUGUCAUCUUAAGCAGUGGGCAACAGUGGAAAGCUCUACGGCGGAUGAGCCUCCAUGCAAUGAGAGACUUCGGUAUGGGGAAGAUAUCAAUGGAAGACAAAAUGCAAGACGAAGUAAAAGUUAUUAUUGGAGUUAUGUCUGAAAAUGAGAAGAAACCAAUAGCACUCCACAAAUACCUCGCCAUGGCAACUUCUAACAUCAUCUGCAAUAUCAUCUUUGGUUCAAGGUUUGAGUAUGAGGACGAGCAGUUCCAGAAUAUGUUGCAGCUGUUGAACGAUGUCUUCCGGCGGCCAGGAAUGUUCCAAAUCUGCAAUGCGUUCCCCGUAUUAAGAUUUGUUCCCCCUUUCAAUAAGGACCUUCAGGAUAACAUUGAAGCGUUCGACCGUCUGGCCCAAUUUGUCAGCGACAUCGUUUCGGAUCAUGAAUCGACAUACGACCGCAACAACAUUCGAGACUUCAUCGACAUGUUCAUCAAGUUCCGUGAUGAAGACACUGACGCAUCAUACACACUAAGAAAUUUCCUCCGGGUGAUUGUGGACCUAUUCAUGGCCGGCACGGAGACGUCCUCUACGACGUUGAACUGGGCCAUCCUAUACAUGGUGGCCUACCCUGACAUCCAGGACCGUUGUCAACGCGAACUUGAGGAGGUCAUUGGUCCUGGCAGAACGGUGCAGUUCCAAGACAGAUUCAAGUUGCCAUAUGUAAGAGAGACCUUUGUUAAAGCUACACUGUGUGAGAUACAGAGAAUAUCCACCAUAGCUCCCCUGUCCGUUCCUCACGCCACACUACAAGACACCACCCUCGGGGGAUUCAACAUCCCCCGGGAAUCCAUCGUCCUCGUCAACCUGCUGUCUGUUCACCAAGACCCCACUCUCUGGCCGGACCCCGGGACGUUCAACCCAUGUCGAUUCCUGGAAGACGGGAAGGUCCGCAGAGGAGAAUAUUUCAUGCCCUUUUCUGCAGGGCCGCGUGUGUGUGCCGGUGAGACUCUCGCCAAGAUGGAACUGUUUCUCUACUUUGCAAAUCUUCUACAAUGGUUCACAUUUAGGAAAGUAGAAGGGGCCACGUUGAACCUGGAAGGGGUGACUGGAUUAACGCGAUCUCCGAGGCCUUUCGAAGUAGUGGUUACCAAACGCUAGUUCAGAGAAUGUCAGAAACUUACCGUUACUGUUAACAUAAAUAUUCAGUUUGUAAUGAUGCACGAUGUCUGUGAGGUAUUGUAUAGAGAAUAUCUAGUGUUGUCAACUUGACUUCAUUGUUAACAUAAUAUAUUCAGUUUGUAAUGAUGCACGAUCUCUGUGAGGUGUUGUAUAGAGAAUAUCUAGUGUUGUCAACUUGACUUCAUUGUUAACAUAAUAUAUUCAGUUUGUAAUGAUGCACGAUGUCUGUGAGGUAUUGUAUAGAGAAUAUCUAGUGUUGUCAACUUGACUUCAUUGUUAACAUAAUAUAUUCAGUUUGUAAUGAUGCACGAUGUCUGUGAGGUGUUGUAUAGAGAAUAUCUAGUGUUGUCAACUUGACUUGAUUGUUAACAUAAUAUAUUCAGUUUGUAAUGAUGCACGAUGUCUGUGAGGUAUUGUAUAGAGAAUAUCUAGUGUUGUCAACUUGACUUCAUUGUUAACAUAAUAUAUUCAGUUUGUAAUGAUGCAUGAUGUCUGUGAGGUAUUGUAUAGAGAAUAUCUAGUGUUGUCAACUUGACUUGAUUGUUAACAUAAUAUAUUCAGUUUGUAAUGAUGCACGAUGUCUGUGAGGUGUUGUAUAGAGAAUAUCUAGUGUUGUCAACUUGACUUGAUUGUUAACAUAAUAUAUUCAGUUUGUAAUGAUGCACGAUCUCUGUGAGGUGUUGUAUAGAGAAUAUCUAGUGUUGUCAACUUGACUUCAUUGUUAACAUAAUAUAUUCAGUUUGUAAUGAUGCACGAUGUCUGUGAGGUAUUGUAUAGAGAAUAUCUAGUGUUGUCAACUUGACUUCAUUGUUAACAUAAUAUAUUCAGUUUGUAAUGAUGCACGAUGUCUGUGAGGUGUUGUAUAGAGAAUAUCUAGUGUUGUCAACUUGACUUCAUUGUUAACAUAAUAUAUUCAGUUUGUAAUGAUGCACGAUGUCUGUGAGGUAUAGUAUAGAGAAUAUCUAGUGUUGUCAACUUGACUUCAUUGUUAACAUAAUAUAUUCAGUUUGUAAUGAUGCAUGAUGUCUGUGAGGUAUUGUAUAGAGAAUAUCUAGUGUUGUCAACUUGACUUGAUUGUUAACAUAAUAUAUUCAGUUUGUAAUGAUGCACGAUGUCUGUGAGGUGUUGUAUAGAGAAUAUCUAGUGUUGUCAACUUGACUUGAUUGUUAACAUAAUAUAUUCAGUUUGUAAUGAUGCACGAUGUCUGUGAGGUAUUGUAUAGAGAAUAUGUAGUGUUGUCAACUUGACUUCAUUGUUAACAUAAUUUAUUCAGUUUGUAAUGAUGCACGAUGUCUGUGAGGUAUUGAAUAGACAAUAUAUAGUGUUGUCAAUUUGACUUGAUUGUUAACAUAAUAUAUUCAGUUUGUAAUGAUGCACGAUCUCUGUGAGGUAUUGUAUAGAGAAUAUCUAGUGUUGUCAACUUGACUUCAUUGUUAACAUAAUAUAUUCAGUUUGUAAUGAUGCACGAUGUCUGUGAGGUAUUGUAUAGAGAAUGUCUAGUGUUGUCAACUUGACUUCAUUGUUAACAUAAUAUAUUCAGUUUGUAAUGAUGCACGAUCUCUGUGAGGUAUUGUAUAGAGAAUAUCUAGUGUUGUCAACUUGACUUCAUUGUUAACAUAAUAUAUUCAGUUUGUAAUGAUGCACGAUAUCUGUGAGGUAUUGUAUAGAGAAUAUCUAGUGUUGUCAACUUGACUUCAUUGUUAACAUAAUAUAUUCAGUUUGUAAUGAUGCACGAUGUCUGUGAGGUAUUGUAUAGAGAAUAUCUAGUGUUGUCAACUUGACUUCAUUGUUAACAUAAUAUAUUCAGUUUGUAAUGAUGCACGAUGUCUGUGAGGUAUUGUAUAGAGAAUAUCUAGUGUUGUCAACUUGACUUCAUUGUUAACAUAAUAUAUUCAGUUUGUAAUGAUGCACGAUGUCUGUGAGGUAUUGUAUAGAGAAUAUCUAGUGUUGUCAACUUGACUUGAUUGUUAAUAUAAUAUAUUCAGUUUGUAAUGAUGCACGAUGUCUGUGAGGUAUUGUAUAGAGAAUAUCUAGUGUUGUCAACUUGACUUGAUUGUUAACAUAAUAUAUUCAGUUUGUAAUGA
Molecule: messenger RNA, 3608 nt
Organism: Haliotis rubra (blacklip abalone)
Lineage: Eukaryota; Metazoa; Mollusca; Gastropoda; Lepetellida; Haliotidae
Product: cytochrome P450 2J4-like
Exons: 9
Coding region: 28-1503 (491 amino acids)
Biological process (GO): xenobiotic metabolic process
Cellular component (GO): intracellular membrane-bounded organelle; cytoplasm
Molecular function (GO): heme binding; oxidoreductase activity, acting on paired donors, with incorporation or reduction of molecular oxygen, reduced flavin or flavoprotein as one donor, and incorporation of one atom of oxygen; iron ion binding
Source: RefSeq, a predicted model, not a curated record